This is a messenger RNA of Malassezia vespertilionis, 1143 nucleotides long. It is a transcript of the gene TSF1, whose product is annotated as Elongation factor Ts, mitochondrial. Gene Ontology annotation, biological process: mitochondrial translational elongation. Bases 1 to 1143 code for a protein of 380 amino acids. NCBI's taxonomy places the organism in Eukaryota, Fungi, Basidiomycota, Malasseziomycetes, Malasseziales, Malasseziaceae. The transcript has a single exon. Gene Ontology annotation, cellular component: mitochondrial matrix. The record is from RefSeq and is a predicted model, not a curated record. Gene Ontology annotation, molecular function: translation elongation factor activity.
AUGUUGCGUUUUGUGCACGCCGCGCGUGUGCUGCACACCUCAGCGCGCUUCGCAGAGCAAGCGCGACCGGCAAUCACCGCGAUUGCCGAGCUGCGUCGCGCUGUGCCAGGUACAGCGCUGGUCAAAGCACGCGAGGCGCUUGUUGCUUCGCGCACACUGCCCGACAAGGACGACGUCGGCGCGGCGGUGGCUUGGCUCGAGCAGAAUAGGAAAGAAGAAGGCACGAAACGUGCAGCCAAGGUAUCUGCGCGUACGACUGCGGAGGGUGUCGUGGCAUGCAGUGUCUUGUCCGACGGGCUCAGCGGUACAGAGGCGCGUGCUGCGCUGAUUGAACUAAAUUGCGAGACGGAUUUUGUCGCGCGCAACGAGCUAUUUGGCGCUCUUGCGCGCGAUAUUGCACAUACCGCCGCGUGGCUGCCUCUGUUUGGUGAUGAGGGGCACGGGGCGGAGGCGAUUCGCGAUGUCAGCGUGGCAGAGUUCCUUGCGUGCCCUAUUGUGCCGUAUGACGCGCCAACAGACGUGCAAGACGCCGGCGUGCGCACUGUCGGGUCCGCCAUUACGGAAGUGAUUGCACGGCUUGGCGAAAAGAUUGCACUGACGCGUAUCGCGGCCACGUUCCCAGGCUCGAAAAAUGCCGCACUGGUCUGCGGCUCAUUUGCACAUGGCGCUGCGGCGAAAGCACCCAAACCUGCGACGCCGACGAAUGCGACAUUUGCGAGUGGCCGUGUGGCCAGCUUGCUUCUUGUCCAAUUUGGCGGCCGCGUCUUGGCCGCGGCAAAGAACGAGGAGGCGAACGACUCGUUGCUUAGCGGAGCGCGCGGGUUAGUGCGCUCCUUGGCCCGCCAAGCCGCUGGGUUUCCUACAAGCAGCAUUGCACCAAGCAGCGCCGAGCAUGGAGGAGAGCUGAGCACGGCACUCUUGGCGCAGCCGUUUGCGAUGCUGCUCCCGAGUGCGGGACUCGACGACUCUGCAUCUAGCGGCACGGUACAGGAAUCACUGCAGAGAUGGGCAGCCGAAAUCGACCUUUCCAAGAGUCCGGUGCAGGUGCACGGUUUGCGCCGCUGGGAAGUGGCCGAAACGAGUGCACCUGCUGACCAAAGCACGUCGUUUGCUGACGAGGUGAAAAAGGCAGCAGGGCUAUAG